GGCAGCCUGGGGACAGGCAAGAGGAGCCCAUGUAUCUGUUUGCUCCAGAGGGACAGAUAACAGAAUAUCAGGAGCCCCAGUGUCUCUGUGGUCCAUGUCCUUGAAGGGCGUCCUCCCCCCCCAUUAGGGGAAGAGGAGAGGAGAGGAAGCCACAGGAAAGAAGGAACAAGACAUGCCUCCAGAGAUGAGUCAGAGCAUGGGCCCCAGAGGGGAGGGCCAGACUCACGUGGUUGCUCAUUCAUAGCCCGUCAUCCGUGCUUGGGCAGGUCUGACUUCUUCCUUGAUAUCUUCUCCUAUGCCCAUCAGUUGCCACAAGCUUCCGAAGCACCCAGCAGCAGUGCUCACUGUUCCUGCCUCCAAGAACAGGGAAGGCCAUGGAUACUUCAGGAACGCCACCUCCACCUUGGGAUGAUCCCAAGAAAACCCAGGAAGGUAUUCCACAGUCAGAUAAAAAAGACAAAGUCCCUAAAAAAGAAGAGACACAUCCUCUUUCAAAAGGAGAACACAAGAUUAAGGAAGAUAGCUCUUCCUCUUCUUCUUCAUCCUCCUCCUCCUCAUCUUCUUCAUCAUCAUCAGACAGCAACAGUGAUGAAGAACACCAUGGGAUCAGAAGAAAACCCCUUCCAGAUAUUGUCAAAGAUGAGUCUGAGAUCAAGAGGGGAGAACUUCAGCUCUAUGAAGGUCCACCCGGAGAGAUAGAACCUUAUGAUGAACCAGAGCUCAGAAGAAGAGAAGUUGUACCAUCAGAUGAGACAGAAUUGGAAGAGACUGGGUCAAGAAGAGUGAACAUAAAGAAAGAUGAUGAAUUUUUCCAUUUUGUUCUCCUUUGCUUUGCUAUUGGGUCCCUGCUAGUCUGUUAUCACUAUUCUACAGAUUGGUUUAUGUCUCUGGGCGUUGGGUUGCUCACCUUUGCUUCUCUGGAGACCAUUGGAAUAUAUUUUGGUCUAGUGUACCGGAUUCACAGCGUCCUUCAAGGUUUCAUCCCCCUCUUUCAGAAAAUAAGACUCAUAGGUAACUUUUGAACUUUUCCUGAGUCCUAUGAUUCCUUUGCUUCUACACAUUGAUAUUCUGCUCUGGCAAAUUCUCCUGAUGGUAAUAAUGAUGA
Messenger RNA from Monodelphis domestica (gray short-tailed opossum), 1105 nucleotides. RefSeq names its product transmembrane protein 40 (gene TMEM40). Lineage: Eukaryota; Metazoa; Chordata; Mammalia; Didelphimorphia; Didelphidae. The record is from RefSeq and is a predicted model, not a curated record.